This is a messenger RNA of Amaranthus tricolor (Joseph's coat), 1818 nucleotides long. RefSeq names its product probable RNA 3'-terminal phosphate cyclase-like protein. Gene Ontology annotation, cellular component: nucleolus. The transcript has 7 exons. Gene Ontology annotation, biological process: endonucleolytic cleavage of tricistronic rRNA transcript (SSU-rRNA, 5.8S rRNA, LSU-rRNA); ribosome biogenesis. NCBI's taxonomy places the organism in Eukaryota, Viridiplantae, Streptophyta, Magnoliopsida, Caryophyllales, Amaranthaceae. The coding region runs from base 317 to 1453 and encodes 378 amino acids. Gene Ontology annotation, molecular function: RNA endonuclease activity. The record is from RefSeq and is a predicted model, not a curated record.
AUUCAUCAACAUAUUAAUAAGUUGAGAUUUUUUUGUGUUUUAUAAAGCAGACCUUCAUUCUCAAAUCUCUCGUCUCCAUUCUCCUGACCUAAUUUUUCAUCCUCCGUAACCCUUACAUCCUCACGGAGACGGAGCCGGAGCCGGAGCCGGAGCCGCAGCCACACCCAGUGAACCUGUCACACAGCCGCAGCCAGCCCUUGCCACCAAACCAUAUCAGCCCCCACGUUACGUGAAGAGACGUACAUAACUACAACCCUUUCCCGACGAAAACAGACUUAGAGGAGUAUUUCUCCGUCAAGUGCUUGGCUAAUCAAUAAUGGCGAAGACUAAGUACGUGAAACUACAAGGCAGCCAAAGCCUAAGGCUACGUUUGCUUCUCUCUACUCUUUCUUCAACUCCUAUUCUUAUCGAUGAUAUUCGAUCUAAUCAUACCAUUCCUGGUCUUCGCCCCCAUGAAGUCUCCUUUCUUCGUCUCAUUGAAACUGUCUGUGAUGAUUGUACCGUUGAAAUCAAUGAAACUGGUACCAAAUUGAAGUAUAAACCUGGGAUUAUUAUGGGUGGAAAACAUUUGGUUCAUGAUUGUGGAUUAAGUCGCUCAAUCGGCUACUUUUUGGAACCAUUGAUUAUUUUGGCUUUAUUUGGGAAAAAGCCCCUUUCUAUUAGGCUCAAAGGUAUAACUAAUGAUUCUAAGGAUCCAUCUGUUGAUACCUUCCGGUCGACUACCUUGAACAUUGUGAAACGUUUUGGAGUUCCUUCAGAUGGUCUGGAGCUGAAAAUUGAGAAUCGUGGGUCACCUCCUUUAGGGGGUGGAGAGGUAGUGCUAUCAGUACCAAUUGUGCUGAGCAGUUUAACGGCAGUAAACUGGGUUGAUGAGGGAAUGGUAAAGCGCAUUAGAGGGGUGUCAUUUUCUACUCGAGUAUCAGCACAGUUUGAAAAUACUAUGAUACAUUCUGCUCGUGGGAUUUUCAAUCCCUUGCUUCCUGAUGUGCACAUCUUCACGGAUCACAAGGCUGGUGUGCAAGCUGGAAACUCCCCGGGUUUUGGGAUUUCACUAGUUGCUGAAACCACUUCUGGUUGUUAUCUUUCUGUUGAUACUGCGGUCUCGUAUCCACGAAAAGAUAUUGCUGAACUUGAAGACGAGGAAAAGGUAGAUCUGAAGUCUUCUGAGGUUGUUGGUGUGGAAAUUGCUUCCGCUUUACUUGGUGAAAUUGAGCAGGGUGGAGUGGUGGAUUCAACACAUCAGGGCUUGUUAUUUCUUCUUUGUGCUUUGUGCCCUCAAGAUGUUUCAAAAAUUCGUGUUGGGAAGCUUUCGCCUUAUGGAAUGAAUGUGUUAAGGCUCAUAAGGGAUUUUUUGGGUGUGAAGUUUGCCAUCAAACCCGAUCCUUCAACUGGCACUGUUAUUCUUAAAUGCGUUGGAUGUGGUCUUAAAAAUCUCUCAAGAAAGCUUUCGUGAUGUUUACCUACUCAAUUUUACUCGAAUCGCUUUCUUCUGGUGAAGUAUCUGAAUUGACAAGGGCAUGCUUUUGUCAACUUGGGCAAGAUUAUGCAAGCAGCCUAGAAUUUUUUGUAGUAUCUAGUUUUUUCCGGUUUCUUCGACGAAUUUCGGAGUUUGCACAUAAUUGAUUGGGCCAAUAUAUGUGUACAAGUUCCAUUUUUUUAGUUUCCAUGAACAACAGGCUACGAGACACUACAUUACUUCAAAGGCAUAUGUGUAGGAUUAUAGUUAGCGUGUUUUUCUUUUUUUUUUUUUUUAAUAAUCAAAUUAUUAUUGAUUUUAUAAAAUAUAGAAAAAAGUUGAUGCUAUCUUAUUGUGUGUGA